GCCUCGCGUCGUCCUCAUGUUGCUGACCGCCCUGACAUGUAUCUACGCCGACUCCAACGCAGAUUCCAACGCAGGCACCUGGCGCGGCCGAGGCCGACGCUGGAACAAAUGGAAUGGACCUGCCCAGAUGCCACCCCAAGGGGGUUGGCCUCAACGCCAGAUGGGGUGGCCUCAACCCCAGAUUCCGACCCAGCCUGCUCCGACCCAACCUCCCACCCAGCCCCCAACCCAGCCUCCGACCCAGCCUCCGACCCAGGCUCCAACCCAGGCUCCGCCUCAGACACCACCCCAGACCCCACAGAGCCAUGAGGAUCAGAAGGAUCAGGAGGAGGGUUAUCAGCAUGACAAUGGAAAGAGGUGGAAAUUCCCUCAUUUCAAGGGCUUUAAAGGGUUUAUGCCCUCGUUCGACGGCCCCAUGGACAGCCCUUGCAAGUGGGCCUGGUUUGAUGGUGAAUGGCAGGUCGACAAUGAGGGUACCAAUUCAACCAAAAUCGAGGUCCAAGACAGAAAGUUUUCUCCCGUGGCCGGCUUGGAUCUCGAGAUUUGUCAAACUGAGGACGAGACCUGGGAGAUCAGGUUUGCAGGCUGCGAGGGACUGGGGCUGAUCAAGCUUGCCAGAUGCUAUGUUGGACUGCAGUUCUUGUACUGGUACACCUUGCACCCUGAAGACGAUGGCAUUCCGAGGUCGGAAGUUUGGUACAGGUACCGUUAA
Symbiodinium pilosum is the source of this 712-nucleotide messenger RNA. The record is from the annotation of a GenBank genome assembly. NCBI's taxonomy places the organism in Eukaryota, Dinophyceae, Suessiales, Symbiodiniaceae.